GCACUCGCGCCUUAGGAAGCUUGGGUGUGUGUGGCGCGCUGUCUUCCCGCUCGCGUCAGGGACCUGCCCGACUCAGCGGCUGCCAUGGCAUCAGAUGAAGGCAAGCUUUUCGUGGGAGGACUCAGCUUCGACACCAACGAGCAGGCGCUGGAGCAGGUCUUCUCCAAGUAUGGGCAGAUCUCCGAAGUGGUGGUGGUAAAGGACAGGGAGACCCAGCGAUCCCGAGGCUUUGGGUUUGUCACCUUUGAAAAUAUCGAUGACGCUAAGGACGCCAUGAUGGCUAUGAAUGGGAAGUCUGUGGACGGGCGGCAGAUCAGAGUUGACCAGGCUGGCAAGUCUUCUGACAACCGGUCCCGAGGAUACCGGGGUGGCUCUGCUGGAGGCCGGGGCUUUUUCCGUGGGGGACGAAGCCGGGGCCGAGGGUUCUCCAGAGGAGGAGGAGACCGGGGCUAUGGAGGUGGCCGCUUUGAGUCCCGGAGUGGGGGUUAUGGAGGCUCCAGAGACUACUAUGCCAGCCGGAGUCAGGGUGGCAGCUAUGGUUAUCGGAGCUCGGGAGGGUCCUACAGAGACAGCUAUGACAGUUAUGGUAAGUCUAGCUCCAAGGAUGCCAUCUGAGUGGCUGCGGUUGGGCUCGGUGAACCCUUGUGUCCUCAGAGCAUCUUAAGCCGCUCAGCCUUGGGCGCAGCUACCAGGCCUGCCGUACAGGUCAGGGCACCAGGUGCAUGAAACCCUGUGCCACCUCCCACGCGCGCGGGCGGAGCACAAGCUCCAGUGACUUUACACUGUCCCGCUUCUGUCCUCAGCUACACACAACGAGUAAAAGCCCUCCGCGUCCAGAUCGUCCUUCCAUGGCUGUAAUUAAGAUGGGGGAGCUUCGCUGAUCGUUGUGUAGUGAGCACCUUGUUCCCACUUUUGUAGUCCUUUCCGUUCUGACCCGUCAGCAGCCUGCUUCUGACCCAAGAUGGCCUCGUGACUAGACCUGUUUUUAAGGAAGCGCUGUCUGUUUUUAAGUAUUCUUAAAAACGUUUUGGAAAGCACUUCAGAUUUUACUGUUUACCAUGAGCCAUGGGUUUUUGUUUUUUCUAAAUUGUCGGGUUGUGUGGGUUUUGGUUACUCGUUUUUGUUUUUUCAGGUUUUUUGGUUGUGGCUUUUCUUUUUUUUUCUUUUUUUGUGUGGUCGCCCCUGAAGUCUGGCGCCCCACCCCUCCUGAGAUGGAAUGGACUCGAUUUGAGCAAGCCAUGGCCCUCCAGCUCCCCAGCCCGGCUGCGGAGUUGCAGCAGGUCCUGCCCAUCGGGCACAUGUCUCAAGCCCAUGGGGAGCAUAGCAGUCCGGGAGGCUGUGGAAAUGUUUAUUUAUAUUGUCCUUUUUUACCGAAGACAUGCAUACUCCAUCGAUGUUGUAUUCACAGUGGCUGAGGAAUUCUUGUACGCAGUUUCUUUGGCUUCACGAAGCCGAUUAAAAGACCGUGUGAAAUGAA
Messenger RNA from Mus musculus (house mouse), 1477 nucleotides. It is a transcript of the gene Cirbp, whose product is annotated as cold inducible RNA binding protein. Gene Ontology annotation, cellular component: cytoplasm; nucleoplasm. The transcript is spliced from 6 exons. The record is from RefSeq and is marked validated. Lineage: Eukaryota; Metazoa; Chordata; Mammalia; Rodentia; Muridae. Gene Ontology annotation, molecular function: RNA binding; nucleic acid binding. Gene Ontology annotation, biological process: negative regulation of translation; response to cold. The coding region runs from base 85 to 615 and encodes 176 amino acids.